AUGUUUGUUCUGGGCGCCGCUUGGAUCGGCUUCGUUUUUGCGCGCGCUGCGGGUCCGAUGUCGAUCGAUGUCGACGCCCGAGAGGAUCCUUCGCCGCAGCACGUUCCAGUAGCGGACAAGCGCCGCGGGCCAAUCGGCGUCGAGCUCAGCCAUGCGAGCCAUCUUGUGGUCGACGUAGUCUUUGAUCCGCGCCCAGCCGACGAGCUGGGGCGCCUGUUGGAGGCAGACCUUCGAGAGCCAGUUCUGCUCGGCAGACGCGUAGCGAUGGGCGGGGUCGGGUCUGGCGAACACUACCUGCGUGGGGGUCCCUGGGGCCUCUGGGGAUGCGGCAGGAGGGUCGACGCAGCGCGGGAGGGCGACCGCACAGGCCCAGUCUGUGUACGCCCGCAAACAGUCCCCGCAGCCCGUGACAAAGGAGUACCGGCCGCUGGUGUCGUUGUUGCACGGGUAGGUGGAGACCACCGUGCGGAAGUUGGCCAGAUGGCCGCUGACGCUGCGGUUGUAUUGGGCCACCACCGCGCUCGUCGACAGGCUCGGGCUGGCCGGGACCGCGUAGGCGACCGAGGGACAGAAGGGCAGGCCGAGAUGUACGGCCACAGUCUCCCGGUGGGCACGUUGUUGACCACCGGGCCGGGCUGGAAGAGCCAGGCGGAGUAG
Molecule: messenger RNA, 657 nt
Organism: Puccinia triticina
Lineage: Eukaryota; Fungi; Basidiomycota; Pucciniomycetes; Pucciniales; Pucciniaceae
Exons: 3
Coding region: 1-657 (218 amino acids)
Source: RefSeq, a predicted model, not a curated record